AUGGGCUCUGCCGCCGGAGCCGAGGCGCCGGUGCACCUGCACGGCGACCUGGAGGUGUGGAUCGCGGAGGCCAGGCGCCUUCCCAACAUGGACAUCACGUCGGAGCGGAUGCGGAGCUGCUUCACCGCCUGCGUCAGCGGCGAGGGCGGGUCCAGGGGCGGCGGCAGCACCGGCAGCCGGACCAAGAAGAAGAAGCGGGUCAUCACGAGCGCCAGCUACGCCUACGUGUCCGUGUGCCUGGCGGGCGCCACGGUGGCGCAGACCCGGGUGAUCCCCAACUCCGGCGGGCCCCGGUGGGACGAGCGCUUCCGCGUCGAGGUCGCGCACGCCGCCGCCACCCUCGACCUCCACGUCAAGGACAACCACGUCUUCGGCGCCCGCCUCAUCGGCGUCGCCUCCGUGCCCGCCCGCCGCCUCGCCGCCGGCUCCCUCGUCCACGGCUGGUUCCCCGUCACCCACCACGCCCACCACCACCACGCCAGCACCUCCGCCGAGCUGCGCUUCUCCCUGCGCUACACCCCGGUGGCCCAGCAGCAGCAGCACGGCGGCAGCACCCCGCUGUGCGCCGCCGUGCCCAACGCCUACUUCCCGCUCCGGCGGGGCGGCCGCGUCACGCUCUACCAGGACGCGCACGUCGCCGACGGGCAGCUGCCCGGCAUCGAGCUCGACGGCGGCGCCACGUACAAGCACGGCCGGUGCUGGGAGGACAUCUCCCGCGCCGUCGCCGACGCGCACCACCUCGUCUACGUCGUCGGCUGGUCCAUCCACCACCCCGUCCGGCUCGUCCGGGAGCCAGCCGCCGGCGCCGGCAACACCACCGGCAGCGCCAAGACGCUCGGGGAGCUCCUCAAGGGCAAGGUCCACGAGGGCGUCCGCGUGGUCAUGCUCAUCUGGGACGACAAGACCUCCCACGACAGGUUCCUCCUCAAAACGGACGGCGUGAUGCACACCCACGACGAGGAGACGAGGAGAUUCUUCAGGCACUCGGGCGUCCACUGCGUGCUGGUUCCCCGCUACGGCAGCAGCAAGCUCAGCAUCUUCAAGCAGCACGUUGUGGGGACUCUGUUUACGCACCAUCAGAAAUGCGUGAUUGUCGAUUCGCAGGCCGCGGGAAACAACCGCAAGAUCACCGCAUUUCUCGGCGGUCUGGACCUGUGUGACGGCAGAUAUGAUACGCCUGACCAUAGGCUUUUCAAUGACCUUGACACCGUUUUUCAUAAGGAUUUUCAUAACCCUACCUUCCCUGUCAAUUCUUAUGGACCCAGACAGCCAUGGCAUGACUUACACUGCAAAGUCGAGGGCCCUGCCGCCUACGAUAUACUGACAAACUUCGAACAACGAUGGCGCAAAGCUACGAAAUGGAGAGUCAACCUUAAAAAGGUUAUUGUUUGGCAUUACGACACGUUGAUCAAGAUUAAACGGAUGCCCUGGAUUGUUUCCCCUUCUACCGAUGAGGCGAAUGCGUGCGUUUGUGACGAACAGGACCCAGAAAAUUGGCAUGUACAGAUUUUCAGGUCAAUUGAUUCAGGAUCUGUGAGGGGAUUUCCUAAACUUGUCCAGGAGGCACAGUCACAGGUUAUGUUGAAUAACGAAUCAUUUCUGUGCGCAAUGAUACCAUCAAAAACUGUGUUCAUUUACACACUUUUUUCGAUAACCGCUGUGGAUGUUUUCCCAUUUCUUCUUCAGAAUCUAGUUUGUGCCAAGAAUCUGAAAAUUGACAGGAGCAUACACAGCGCCUACGUGAAAGCCAUCAGGUGUGCACAAUACUUCAUAUACAUCGAGAACCAGUAUUUCAUUGGCUCUUCAUUCUGCUGGCAUUCACACAAAAACACAGGUGCAGAUAAUUUAAUCCCCGUUGAGCUGGCCCUGAAGAUUGCGAGCAAGAUCAAAGCGAAGCAGCGAUUUGCGGUCUACGUUGUUAUCCCAAUGUGGCCUGAAGGAAUCCCAACGACAGCAGCAGUGCAGCAGAUCCUCUUUUGGCAGGGGCAAACCAUGUCUAUGAUGUACAAGAUCAUAGCAGACGCUCUCGAGAGCCAGGGUCUCGUCGACUCCCACCCUCAAGACUAUCUGAACUUCUACUGCCUCGGGAGACGCGAGCUCGCCGCCACUCCGGAGGCGAGCUUAUGCAACGACAACUCUGCUCUGGGCAUGGCGCAGAAGCACCGGCGGUUCAUGAUCUACGUGCACUCCAAAGGGAUGGUGGUGGACGACGAGUACGUGGUGAUCGGGUCGGCCAACAUCAACCAGAGGUCCAUGGAAGGGUCCAGGGACACGGAGAUCGCCAUGGGCGCGUACCAGCCGCACCACACCUCGGCCGGAGACCGCGGCGGCCCUCCUCGCGGACAGGUGUACGGGUACAGGAUGUCGCUGUGGGCGGAGCACCUCGGCGGCAGGGCGGAGGAGUGGUUCCGGCGGCCGGAGUCGGAGGAGUGCGUGCGGCGGGUGAACGCGGCGGCGGAGGAGAACUGGCGGGCGUACGUGUCGCCGGACGACACGGCGGCAGAGACGCCGAGGGGCCACCUGAUGCGGUACCCCGUGAAGGUGGACAGGGACGGCGGCGUCGGGCCACUGCCGGGCCACGAGUGCUUCCCGGACGUCGGCGGCAAGGUCCUCGGCGCGCAGUCAUCGCUGCCCGAUGCUCUCACCACGUAA
Molecule: messenger RNA, 2652 nt
Organism: Triticum turgidum subsp. durum (durum wheat)
Lineage: Eukaryota; Viridiplantae; Streptophyta; Magnoliopsida; Poales; Poaceae
Source: the annotation of a GenBank genome assembly